UGAAGUGGAUGUAGAGGGUAAGAGAAGAAAAGUGCAACGGUGGUUCAAUUGAAGUGGAUGAAAUUAAGAAAAAAAAUUAUGUAAAACACCUGAUCAUGUUGCUUGCCUUGAAUCAAGAGGUAACCAAUCACAGCCAUUGAUUAUGUAAUGUUUACAGCAUCAAAAAGGCAAACAGUUAGCAGACAUGACCGACAAUGUGAGCUCCAGGAUGGACAUGCCGACGAACAUCUCUCUGAGUCCCACCUUCACUGUUGCUGAAUCUCUGGAGUACAAGACCGUGUCGGUGUUCCUGGUCCUGCUGGUGUGUGGCGUGGGCAUCGUGGGGAACAUUAUGGUGGUCCUGGUGGUUCUCACUGCCCGCUACAUGAGGACACCAACCAACUGUUACCUGGUCAGUCUGGCCAUCGCUGAUUUGACGGUUCUUGUGGCGGCAGGUUUGCCUAAUAUCUCAGACAGCUUGACGGGCACGUGGGUGUUUGGCCAUGCUGGCUGCCUCGGUAUCACCUACCUGCAGUACCUGGGCAUCAAUGUGUCCUCCUGUUCCAUUACCGCCUUCACUGUGGAGCGGUACAUUGCGAUCUGCCAUCCAAUUAAGGCUCAAACGGUGUGCACAGUGUCCCGCGCUAAACGGAUUAUUGCUGGAGUUUGGCUCUUCACCUGCAUCUACUGCAUGCUGUGGUUUUUCCUGGUGGACAUUCAGGUGAGCCCGGAUGGACAUGUGCAGUGUGGUUACAAGGUUAAACGUGAUCUCUACCUGCCCAUUUACCUCAUUGAUUUUGCCAUUUUCUAUGUCAUCCCGUUGCUUUUGGCGAUUGUGCUCUAUGCCCUGAUUGCACGGAUCCUCUAUCUCAGUCCUCUGCCAAAUCACCUUGAUACCAGCGCCACCACGCUCCGUCGCAGCUGCCGGGAGUCUUCUGAAUCAGCAAAGGGCAGUCGCCAGAGCCGGCCAAAGAGUGUGCUUUCCUCUAGAAAACAGGUCACGAAAAUGCUGGCAGUAGUCGUGAUCCUCUUUGCCCUGCUGUGGAUGCCGUACCGGACUUUAGUUCUGAUUAACUCUUUUGUGUCCACACCUUAUCUGGAUGAUUGGUUCAUCCUGUUUUGCCGGAUAUGCAUUUAUGCCAACAGUGCUAUCAACCCUGUGAUAUACAACGCCAUGUCCCAGAAGUUCCGCUCAGCAUUUCGCGGCCUUUACCAUUGCCAGCGGCCAGAGGGAAACCAGCGAGGACUGACUGUCGUCCAGACUGGCUUUGGCACCAUCCGAUGCCCGAAAGCCUCUCAGCCUGAUAGCAAUGGAACACAUGAAAAUGGCAGCAAACCUGCCCUCGAUACUUCUACAGAUGUAACCACAAAGAAGAUUGGAGGCGAUUAUCAAGCUACUGCGACAGUCAAUGGUAAGAAAAGAGGUGAUCCCAUUGUCACUAAGCUCAGCUUUGCUCUGGAUCCUACAGAGGCAUCAUCACCCAGUGACAUGAAGAAUGGAGCUCUGCAUUAUUCAAACCGUAUGGCAGGUGGUAGUUCUCCUUGUUCUGUCAGAAAUAAAUCUUUGUGUGUUUUGACAUUCAGUAACAAGAAAGGCAUGGAAUCCCAUUGUACGGGAACAUCUUCAUGACAUGACAACUGGAGAAGAAAUUCCUUUUUUCCAAACCUGUUCAUUGCAUCGACUCCAAGCCUGAUCGAGAAUGGAAGGAUGACAAGUGACAAUAAUACAAUGAACAGUAUAGUGCCUCGAAGGUCUCUUUAACUUUGUGACCAGUUUCAUUUUCAGCCCACUCUCACACUUUUUUUCGUGACGUCUUUUUAAUUUUACUAUUUCAAAUCCUACCCCUAACCCUAACUAUAACCCCACCACCAUGU
Thalassophryne amazonica is the source of this 1854-nucleotide messenger RNA. RefSeq names its product thyrotropin releasing hormone receptor 2 (gene trhr2). Gene Ontology annotation, biological process: phospholipase C-activating G protein-coupled receptor signaling pathway. Lineage: Eukaryota; Metazoa; Chordata; Actinopteri; Batrachoidiformes; Batrachoididae. Gene Ontology annotation, cellular component: membrane. The record is from RefSeq and is a predicted model, not a curated record. The transcript has 5 exons. Gene Ontology annotation, molecular function: thyrotropin-releasing hormone receptor activity. The coding region runs from base 185 to 1609 and encodes 474 amino acids.